Molecule: messenger RNA, 893 nt
Organism: Lycium ferocissimum
Lineage: Eukaryota; Viridiplantae; Streptophyta; Magnoliopsida; Solanales; Solanaceae
Product: CASP-like protein 4D1
Exons: 3
Coding region: 85-606 (173 amino acids)
Source: RefSeq, a predicted model, not a curated record
UCUCUGCCAUCUAAAUAUCUGUAUCUCGAGAAAUUAGAAUUAUUCUCUCAAGAUAGCUAAAACAGAAGAAAAUUAAGGGCAAGAAUGGAAACACCAAGGGCUAUGGCACUUCUUGUUCUUAGAGUUCUUACUAUGUUGUUGUCAGCUGGUACGAUUCCACUCAUGAUUACCAACAGCUUCGAACUUAGUGGAGGCGAGAAAACCAAAUACAGUGACAUUAAGGCCUACAGGUAUGUACUAGCAGCCGCAAUAGGAGCAGUUGCGUACUCAAUUAUUCAGCUACCUUGCGCAAUGUAUUAUGCCUGCACGGGAAACAGGCUUAUUCAUGGCAGGUUCCUUGUUAUGUUGGAUUUCUACGUAGAUAAGGUGUUAACUUUCCUCAUGGCAAGUGGAGUUGGUAUGGGUUAUGGUGUCAGUUCUGAACUCAAACAUUUCUUAAAUGGAAUGGUAGACAAUAUUGAAUCAUCUGGGAUUGAUGCAUAUGAAGAAUUAAGGACCAAGAGCCAAAAGUUUUUUGACAAGGGUACUUUAGCAACUAAUCCACUUUUGGCUGGAUUUUCUACCAUGGUACUUCUCACCAUUCUUACUUCCUUCCGCCGCAAAUGAAGACAUUUCUGGUGCAACAAAUAAUUAGUGAAUAAACCUCGAUCGAGUCUGUUAGUGCGAGGGGAAUUUUAGUAACUCAGUUGGUUGACUAUCUGAACUUUCACCUUGUUGGUGAGGUUUGAUUCUCCACCUUGUAAUUCCCUUCCCCAUUUCCCGUAUCCAAAAAACAAAAAAAAAGAAUCUGUCGGUGUGAUGUUUAAUGAUCUUUCUUUUUGGUGUUUCGAUUUUAAGAUGCAAUAAUAUUAUAUAUGUACUUGUCUCAAUAAAUAUCAAAAGAUGGAAAUCUA